CUGGGUAUUGCUUGUGAUUUGUAUCUCACGUGGCAUGAUAUUUGUGUAUGAUUCAUUCUCUUCGAACUAGCCCAAUGCGUCGUUUAUUAAUCAUGUCAUUGUUCAGCAGUGUUUUUCGAAAUACUUGUGCCCAUGGAAGUGAAAAAGUGAACAAGAUCAUUUGGAAACAGAUGAAGUGCGCAAAACAAACGGGCGGCUUAGAGUGUGGAUAUUAUAUGAUGAGAUUCAUGUAUGAUCUGAGUAGAAGUAUCAAUGAAGGUCAAGAUCUGGAGAAGGUGUACACGAGCACCUUACGAGAUGAGGCGUUUUCAAUGGCAGAAAUUGAUGAAAUUCGUGAUAGAUGGGCGAUAUAUGUUUGCGACAAUUUGUUGUAAACUCUAUAUUAGAUUGAAAAUGUAUUCACUAUAUAACUUUUGGCGAUAUAUGUUUGCGACAAUUUGUUGUAAACUCUAUAUUAGAUUGAAAAUGUAUUAACUAUAUAACUUUUAGGUAACUUUUUUUG
Molecule: messenger RNA, 502 nt
Organism: Cuscuta epithymum
Lineage: Eukaryota; Viridiplantae; Streptophyta; Magnoliopsida; Solanales; Convolvulaceae
Source: the annotation of a GenBank genome assembly